This is a messenger RNA of Penicillium cinerascens, 1143 nucleotides long. RefSeq lists its product as uncharacterized. The transcript has 3 exons. Lineage: Eukaryota; Fungi; Ascomycota; Eurotiomycetes; Eurotiales; Aspergillaceae. The coding region runs from base 1 to 1143 and encodes 380 amino acids. The record is from RefSeq and is a predicted model, not a curated record.
AUGCCGUCGCCCACUCGGCCUUCACAAAGACUGCAAUCCCCGUCAGCGCAAAAUCCAGAGCGUCCCCAUCACCGGAGUAGUCAUGGCCAUUCGCAUUCCCAUCGCCACCGACACCGUGACACUUCACGCUCGCGCUCGCGCUCGCGCUCUCCUCGCCGAUCGGACGGACACAAAUCGGACCGUCGCCACCGCCGUGAAGAUCGGGGAAAGGAACGAGAACGGGAUAGAGUGCGCCGUGAGCGACGAGAAAAAGAGGCACCUGCAAAGCCCGUGAUUCUGCCGUUCCGGGCGCGGGAGCUGUCAAGGCGCGACCUCGAGACCUACGAGCCGAUGUUUGCUAUGUACCUGGAUAUUCAGAAGGGGCGUUACAUCGAGGAUAUGAAAGAGGAUGAGGUGAAGGGGCGGUGGAAGAGUUUUAUUCAAAAAUGGAAUCGUGGAGAACUUGCCGAGGGUUGGUAUGAGCCAGCCACGCUUCAGAAAGCACGCCAAAAUGCAGUCCAGCAGCCAGCCUUGGAUCGAGAACGUGCAUCGCCGGAUUAUGCACGGGGGGAACAAGCGCAGAGUGGGGACGCGGAGGAUCUGCUGGCGGACAAUGAUGACGACGAUGAGGACUAUGGACCGAAAUUGCCUCAUCCUGGCUCGAUGAGAGCUGCGGCACGUUCUGGUCCGGCGAUACCGAAUAUGCAGGAUCUCGAGCUCCAAAGAGAACCCGCCAUUGAAGAUGCCAUAGCUUCACGCGAUGAUUCGCGACAGCAAUACCGUAGCGACAUGCGCUCUCACAAGGCGGAACAGCGCCACCUGGAAGACGAGGUUGCGCCUCGGGCUGAGGCCGGCACGAGGGAGAGACAGCUCGAGAAGCGCCGAGAGGCAGCCGCAGCGAAUCGCUCAUUCGCGGAAGCUCGUGGACCUUCGCCCGAGGCUGCUCCUGAAGAAGAGCUGAUGGGCUCUGGUGACAAUGACCUGGCUGCUCUCAAGCGAGAGAAGGAAAAGGACCAACGCAAGAAGAACGAACGAGAGAUUCGUCGCGAAGAGAUUCUGCGUGCUCGUGCUGCCGAGCGAGAGGAGCGCAUUCAGAAGUAUCGAGAGAAGGAAGAGGAGACUAUUGGCUGGUUGCAGACUCUGGCAAAGCAGCGAUUUGGCUGA